Messenger RNA from Perognathus longimembris pacificus (Pacific pocket mouse), 3314 nucleotides. RefSeq names its product GTP binding protein 10 (gene Gtpbp10). Bases 1865 to 2986 code for a protein of 373 amino acids. The transcript is spliced from 9 exons. NCBI's taxonomy places the organism in Eukaryota, Metazoa, Chordata, Mammalia, Rodentia, Heteromyidae. The record is from RefSeq and is a predicted model, not a curated record. Gene Ontology annotation, cellular component: mitochondrion. Gene Ontology annotation, molecular function: magnesium ion binding; GTP binding; GTPase activity.
UACAAGGGUGAGCCACCAGCGCCCAGCUUCUUAAGGUUUUUCUGAAGUAUAUCAUCAGUCAAAAGUGUGUAGUGAUUGGUAAAAAAUUAGUGUUAAUACAGUACCUUAAGAUCUUUUCCAUAAAAAUUGACAGCUACUUCUGCCCCUCCACCCUCCCCCCACCCAGAAUUUAUAAAGGCCUCAAGGAGUGAUGUCUUUUGAAGACCAGUGAGCAUCAUAAUUAGACCAUUGCUUUGUUAUUAGGACCACUAUGAAAUACUCCUUUUAUGUGAGGCUCCAAAACUUGUGAAUCUAAUGAAUAUAGAGGAGUUUGUUUUUUUUUUAAGUCAGGUACUGAACAGAACUUUAAAAGCCUUCCUCAGUUAAUCAGAAUGGCCAGUGUUUCAAUUUCAAAACUUCCCAGAUUUUUUUUAUACUGUCCUAAAUGACUAAACAUGUGUUGGUUCUUAAGACAUUACUCUAGAUUUUGACAGCCUAGGAGGUUCAGUGAGGAAAAAACAAUUAAGCACUAAGUACAGUGUAAGCUAUCAAAAAGUAUAAUAAUAGAGGUAUAAUCAACCUGCUAAGAAAGCCAGAAAAGUUAUGGUAAGCAUUUGUUUUAGGAGUUAAGAAAUGUGUUUUGCUGAGUGCCAGUGUUCUGCUGGGUGCCUAUGCCUCAUGCCUGUAAUUCCAGCUACUAGGGAGGCUGAAGUAUAAGGAUCAGCAUUUGAAACCACUCUAGGAAAGAAAGUCCUCUAGACUUUUAUCUCCAGUUAGCCAAGAAAAAAUAAGCCAGAAGUAGGACUGGCUCAAGUGGUAGAGUGCUAGCUUGCCCUGAGCAAAAAAACUAAGGGACAGUCAACAGGCCCUAAGUUCAAGCCCCAGUACCAGCACACAAAGGGGGAAAGGCUUUCUCUGAUAUGCUCUCAAAUUAUGGAAUCAUGUUUGGUUUCAUUAUUUGAAAGAACAUUGAGAUUAUGGCAUUCAGGUGGGUUUAUGAUAGAAAAUAACAAGUGAUAUUCUAAAUAGAGGGAAAGCAGGAGCAGCAUGGUGUAGAGUCAGGAAGUACAUCAUGUAGAAGCAAAGAGGGACAGGACAAUGGGAAAGGUUGAACAAAUGGAAAUGGUACUGGAAAGGUUGCCUAAGGGCUUUGAAUAGAGUAUUAUAAAGUUUAAAUAGUAAAACCAUGAUGGUUUAUGAAUAGGGGAGAAACAGAUCAGAUCCUUUAAAAAAAUAGCAUUUGACAACAAGAUGGAGGAAGCAUUAAGGAAGGAAUUAUUAGUCACUGAAAGACCGUUUAGGAGUUAAUGUGUUCUUCAAGGUUCUCCAGCCCAGUACAGGAAAGGAGAGAUGGCUUCUGGGAAAGAAAUGAAUGUCUGUAGUCUCAAUGAUUAACUGAUCCUAUUAUUUGAGAGAACAUUGGAGGAACAAAUUUAGAGAAGGUUUAUUUGUGUGUUAACAUUUUAUUUUUGAGGUGACUAUUUUCCAUUCAGUUGAUGGCCACUAAGUUAUAUGUUUGAGGGGUUGAGAAUGUAAAGUACAAGUCUUUCAGUUGCUUUAAACUGCUAACCACUUACAUCCUAGUAAGAGGUCCAGCAGAUUGGAUAUAGAAAAUAUUUCAGUUAAAUGAUAGUUACUAGUACAGGCUGAAACCAUCUAAUAUAGACUGUUCUACAUGAAAAGAAGAUGAGGGUCAGAGCCUUGGAUGAUAAGUGGGACAAUAAUUAAACAUUCGAAAAGAGGACCCCAAAAGAGAUAAAUGGAAAAAGGCGGUAAUACUAAAUGAGCUAAGAAAAAUCAGUAUACUUGGCAUGUAGGUAGCUAUUACUGAUUAUUCAUUAAAUGAAAUAUUGGUGGAAUAAAACUAGGACUUGUAAGUUGAUUGAUGUAUUUGGUAUACAAAUAUUUUCUCCUUUCUCUUUUUAAGUAUGGAAACUUCAUUGAUAAGCUAAGAGUCUUCACCAAAGGAGGAAGUGGUGGAAUGGGUUAUCCUCGUUUAGGUGGAGAAGGUGGAAAAGGUGGUGAUGUAUGGGUUGUAGCGCAUAAAAGGAUGACAUUAAAAGACCUGAAAGACAAAUAUCCUCAGAAACGUUUUGUGGCUGGAGAAGGAGCAAACAGUCGAGUCAGUGCUUUGAAAGGCUCCAAAGGAAAAGACUGUGAAGUCCCUGUUCCUGUGGGUAUUUCAGUAACUGAUGAAAAUGGUAAAAUUAUAGGAGAACUCAACAAAGAGGAAGACAGACUUUUGGUAGCUGAAGGUGGCCUUGGUGGUAAAUUACUUACAAAUUUCUUACCUUUGAAAGGUCAAAAACGAACAAUUCACCUUGACUUAAAGCUGAUUGCUGAUGUUGGCCUAGUAGGAUUCCCAAAUGCUGGAAAAUCCUCUUUGCUAAGUCGGGUUUCUCGUGCAAAACCUGUGAUUGCAGAUUAUGCAUUUACCACAUUAAAGCCUGAGCUUGGAAAGAUUAUGUACAGUGACUUCAAACAGAUAUCAGUAGCUGAUCUCCCAGGUUUGAUAGAAGGAGCACAUAAGAACAAAGGAAUGGGCCACAAAUUCCUCAAGCAUAUAGAAAGAACAAGACAACUACUUUUUGUUGUUGAUGUUUCUGGAUUUCAGCUUUCUUCCCAAACUCAAUACAGAACUGCCUUUGAAACUGUUAUACUACUGACAAAAGAGUUGGAGUUGUACAAAGAAGAACUUCAUGCAAAACCUUCACUCUUGGCCAUUAAUAAAAUGGACUUGCCAGAUGCCCAGGAUAAAUUUCAUGAACUGAUGUACCAACUCCAGAAUCCUAAAGAUUUUUUGCAUCUAUUUGAAAAAAAAAUGAUUCCAGAAAAGAUUAUGGAGUUCCAACAUGUCAUCCCCAUCUCUGCAAUUACAGGAGAAGGAAUUGAAGAAUUAAAGAGUUGUAUAAGGAAAUCACUAGAUGAACAUGCUAACCAAGAAAACAAAGGCUAUCAUGAGAAACAGUUGCUUAAUUUAAGAACUCUCAGUACAGUUGUACAGUAGGCUGCCAUCAAAAUAUGCUUUUACAAGUUCCAGGAAGGGUAUUAUUUAAAUCUAGUAAAAAUAGAAUACUGUCUGGUCCUAAGAAAGAAAGAAAUCAUGUUAUUUCUAACAAUAUGGAUGAACCAAAAAUACAUGAUGUUCAAAGUGAUAAGCCAGGAACAGGAGAUAAACACCACAUGAUUUAACUUCUAUGUGGAAUCUAAAAAGUUUCAUCUGGUAGAAACAGUAGAAUGAUUGUUAGCAGAGACAGGGAGAUAGGAGGUUGGCAAGAUAUUAGUUAAAAUGAAAAGGGUUUCAUUUAUUUUGAAUAAACUUUAUUGUACAGUUA